Molecule: messenger RNA, 4442 nt
Organism: Mercenaria mercenaria
Lineage: Eukaryota; Metazoa; Mollusca; Bivalvia; Venerida; Veneridae
Exons: 2
Coding region: 259-1959 (566 amino acids)
Biological process (GO): positive regulation of DNA-templated transcription
Cellular component (GO): nucleoplasm; chromatin
Molecular function (GO): ubiquitin-protein transferase activity; zinc ion binding
Source: RefSeq, a predicted model, not a curated record
CAUUGCACAACUCUCAUAAUUAUAACAUCAUAUCAAGGAUUUGUACAAAGAGUUUAAUCUACCGUUUAAAUCUUCCUGGUUACAUUUCAUUUUGAAGAUCAAUUCUACUCAUACUUUGAUAACGAUAGCACAGUCGAGGUUUAAUAUCUUAAGUAAAUACUCGCCUAUCUUUACUUGUUGAACGAUAAAUAAUAGUUGCUAUAUAGCUGUGUUUGUACAUGGGAAACUAAAGAAGUGUUCGCUUUUGAACGCGUAAACAUGGCGGAAGGAGGACACUUGUCACAAACUGUGCUCGGUACGUCUGAGGAAAUUUAUGAUUACAACUGUUCCCCUUGCGAAGAAUCUGGAGUAUAUAAGGAAGCACAUAAAUACUGUGAUAGUUGUAAGUUGUAUUACUGUAAGAAAUGUCUCAGCGAACACAACAAAUUUCCGGCUUUAAGAGGACACCUAAUAAAAGAUGUGACCUCUCAACCGAAACAGACUGUUCAAACUGGGACACCAGAUGUAUCAACGCCAGCAACACCAAAUGAGCCUUGUGAGAACCAUCCUGAAGAAAUGAUUAAGAUGUUCUGUGGUGAACAUGAUGUUGUCUGCUGUACAGUUUGUAUAGCACUCGAUCACAGAGAGUGCAAAGACGUUCACUACAUUCUAAAGCUGGCUAAAGAUAUCAGAACAAGUCAAGAAUACAAAGACUACGUGGAGGAUAUGACAAGGAUCAAAACAGUAUACGAGGACAUUACACAGUCAAUCCAAGAUGAAAUAGAAACACUGAGCAAUGUUAAAACUGAAAUUAUCAAUGAAAUAAAAGAUUACAAGCAAAAAUUAGUUUCAAAAAUAGAAGAGCUUGAGAGUAAGUCGAUUGAAACUGUGAAUGAAAGGUAUAGGCAAAUUACAGAAAGAAUGAAUGAUACUGCAAGCCAUAUAGAUGAAUCAUUGGACAAAGUAACAAAACUUGUGCAAGAGAUAGAUAUUUUGAGCGAGUCAGAAGUGUUUGUUAGUAUGAAAAGAAGAGUUAUUGAACAAGAAGAACAUAUGAUUUUCACAGAAGUUCUCAAUGUUGAAGGACUAAGUUUUUCAUUAGACAAAAGUAUUAGAAAUAGUCUUGACAAUUUCGACGGACUAGUUACUGCUAACUUUCCUGUCAGAAUAUCAAAGGAAGGGUAUCAUACUAUAACUGUCGAUAAUGACGAAGAAAUUGACUAUGGUGUUCGUGAUAUAAUAAUUUUGGACGAUGACACUAUGGUCAUGACGUUUGACAAUAGAUUAAAACGGUUUAGCAGGUUACUUGAUGAACUGGACAGCAUAACAGUCCAAGGAAAAUCGUGGGGUGUAUGUAAAACUUCAAUGUCAAAAGAAUUAGCUGUUACAAUAUAUGACAGACAAACUAUACAGUUUGUUAAAUACAAUGCAAAAGUAAUGACACUGAGAAAAUCCUUCAUAGUGGGUGUUCCAUGCAAAGGUAUUUGCUGUAAAGACGGAUACCUUUAUGUUGCAUGUGGCGGUGGGGGCUAUGACAAUGAUGCAGGCCAUAUUAGAAAGUAUGAUAUGAAAGGUAACGUAAUCUGUAUGUUUGACACUGACGAUACCGGUCGACGAAUUUUUACGUCUCCUCGAAAAAUGACUUUUGAUUCUAGCACAAACAAUAUAUACAUAGCAGACAGAGACAACGGAAUGAUUGUUCUUGAUAGAAAUGGAAAGAUAACUAGCCAUAUGUAUGAUUCCUUUCUGAAAAAUGCUGUUGGUAUAAGUCUUUCCUCUAGGAAUGCUAUUUUCGUGUCUGGUUAUGAAUCAAAUAACAUACAGCAAUACGAUGAGAAUUAUAGGUUUGUAGGAACAAUUUUGAACUUCACAGAUGAAAUUUGGUCUCCUUUAUGCAUACUUGUAGACGAAUCAAAGAAACAGUUAUUCGUAAGCUUGGAGAAUCAUAAUACAGUCUACGUUUAUGACAUUGAAUGUUAGGGAUAUAGCGGGUAUUCGGCCAAAAUAUGCUGUCUUGGUAUGUGCUCAUGUCGGCGGUCGGUCGGUCUGCCUAUCUGUCGGCCUGUCAAUCUUUGGUUUCCGAAGUGUAACUAGAGGAUGCUUUGGGCUAUAUUGAUAAAACUUAACAGGAUAAUUGCAUGUGAUCAAUGAAUGAAUCCUAUUGUUUAGGGAGUAAGUAGGCUAAAGGUCAAGGUCACAUUGACACUAAGACUGAAAAUGGUUUCCGAUCAAUAACUGGGGAACAGUUAGACAUAUAGUAUUCAAACGUCAUAUGAUGAUUCAUGUGGUCACUAGAUGAUUUCUAUUGUUUUGGAGUAAGUAGGUUAAAUGGACAAGGUCACAGUUACCGUGAGACUGAAAACAGUGUCCAAUUUAUAACUGGAGAAUUCAUUGGCCUAGCAUUAUAAUCCACAAAUCCAUAUGAUGAUUGCCUGAUGUCUGUAGAUGAUCCUCCUGUUUCUGGGCCAGUAAGUCAAAUGUCAAGGUCAAGGUCAAGGUCAAGGUGACAUUGAGGCUGCAAAUAAUUUUCGAUCAAUAACUAGAGGACGCUUGAGAAUAUGAUAGCAUCUAUGUCUAUUAACGGAACCUACUGAUAUAUGUCUACAUUCGUUUUAUUUUAUACAUAAGCUGUUUCUGUAUAUUUUAAUACUGCGUUAACCAAUAAUAUCACACAGGUUAUUAGACUGAAAAGAUGAUCAUAAAACGACUCUGAAAAUAUAUGAUAGUUGGUGUACAUGCAAAUGGAAAGUAAGAAAUACACAUAUUGUGUGCAGUGUUAUAACAAUUACUAAAGUCUUUAGUUGACAAUUAUUAUGAUAUGCAUCACUUUAAAGUCUGUAGAUUUAACUUAAAGGUACUCUAAAAGGACCAUGUGCUCUUCCCACAGUAAAAAUUCCCAUAAUCAGACGACAGGUUACGCGCAACACCCAGACCCUUAGCUCAAAGGUCAAGGUCACACUUGGAUGUCAGAGGUCAAUAUGUUUCUUUCACUGUCCGGUUCAUACCUCUGUCAUCCAUUAAGAGUUUUGUAUUUAAUUGCUAUUCAGGAAAAUAUUAAUACACAUUACAGAAACAUCAGACAGCCGGUUAAAAGGUUUUAGUCCUAAUAAAACAGAAAUGUUGUUAAUUAGUAAUUCUAUCAAAAACAAACUUUUCCCUUCAAGUUUGGCAAUGUUGAACACAACAGACCACCACACAUUUCUUGAAGUCACAAUCUCAUCUGAAGCAAAGUGGACAUGUCACAUUAAAAUAUCUACACAUCUUGUAUGAAGAAAGUUGAUGUCUGAAGAAAGCUAAAAUAUAUACAACAGUUUUACUCCUGUUUUAGAGUGUACUUCAGAGGUACGUGAAGGCUGCUUUCUCGAAACAGUAACUUAUUUUAAUCAAUUAAGUUAAAAAUGGCUAGAAAUGUUUGUAGUUUGCCAAUAUUUUGUAGUGAAAAAAGGACUUUAUUUUGAAUCAGGCUGUGAUUCUAUAAGACGAAAAAACAGGUUAAACUUUUUACUUUCUAUAAGAUGUGUCACGGUAAAGAACUUGAAUAUUAAAACGGGGAGAAAAUGUGCAAGCGGCCGGGAAGCUCUGUCGGUAGAGCAUCAGAACAUUAUUCCAAGGCCCCGGAUUCGAGUCUCGGUUUGGCGGCACAUUUUUCACCGUGUGACAUUUGGCGCCCAACGUGGUGCCGUGACUGUUUGUACUCUGAGAUCAUCACCUUGUUCUCUGUCCCAUUAUAAAUUGAAGGAGCGGGAGAGUUUGUCACGAUAUAGGACUUGAAUAUUAGAACGGGGAGAAAAUGUGUAGGCACCGGGUAGCUCAGUUGAUAGAGCAUCGGAACAUUUUCUCACCCUGCCACAGUUGCAUUACCCGCCUAUGUAAAAAUUUUCCCCUGGUUAAGUAAGAGAUUUGUCCCUAAAGAAAUAGUGAAAAUCAUAUAUUUUACCAAACAACAGAUUGACAUUAACUAAUAAAUCUUUAAUACCGUCUACAAUAAGGCUAUGGAAUAAUUUAAAAAUGGAGUGUAGACUCAAACCUUUUUCUUCUUUCAAAACUUACUGUUAAUAAUGGUGUACAUCCUUUUUACUUUGCUGGAGCAUGUGUAACUUAUGGCAUACACGUUUGAGAAUCAUCGAAGUAGUUUUUAUUACAAGUUGUAUAUCUUCAAAACAGUGCAUUUCUUUGAAGAGUUCAAACGCUUUUAAGAAAACACUGUAUACUUUAUUAUAUGUGUAUGAUGUUUUCUAGAAUGUCGACAUCAGAUGUUAAGAAACAUUUACUUUCUGUAAUUACUAACAACUGUUUUUGUUAGGAUCAUACACAUGUACACUUUUGAUGUAGAAACUACAUGUAUUUUCUGGCAGUUGCCAUUGCUUUGUUAAUUUUUUUGAAAGGGUUUUAGAAAUGUUGUUCAAACGUGUGCCCAAUCCCAUUGUAUAUAUUAAAUUCAAUAAAAUAUUGAUAAACUAAGA